Molecule: messenger RNA, 2965 nt
Organism: Salvelinus fontinalis (brook trout)
Lineage: Eukaryota; Metazoa; Chordata; Actinopteri; Salmoniformes; Salmonidae
Product: chemokine XC receptor 1-like
Exons: 2
Coding region: 184-1236 (350 amino acids)
Biological process (GO): G protein-coupled receptor signaling pathway; chemotaxis; immune response
Cellular component (GO): membrane
Molecular function (GO): chemokine receptor activity
Source: RefSeq, a predicted model, not a curated record
UUGGCCCAAAAAUAACAAAUCGGAUUUUUUUUUUUCGGCCUUACACUGGAGCUGUAGAGGAAGAGAUACGUUAUGGGGGGUGUUUAUAACAGAGAUGCAGUACCUUACCUUCAUCACAACUCCCCCGUCCUCAUAUCAUUGUGUAGCCUAGCAGGGACAGUGAGGCCAUCACGCUAAACCAUUAUGACGGGUACUACAGAUUUCAGCCAUGCCAUGGGCGUUAUUGAAACCAACAGCACCGAUUACGAAUAUGAUGAGGAUUAUACAGACGAGGUCUGUAACAAAGCCGGCGUUGUCAAGUUUGGUUCCAUCGCCACCCCUGCUUUCUUCUCUGUGGUGACUAUCCUGAGUCUAGCGGGCAACAUCCUGGUCCUGGCCAUCCUUGCCAAGUACGAGAACCUCAAGUCUCUCACCAACAUCUUCAUCCUCAACUUGGCCCUAUCUGACCUGGUUUUCACCUUUGGUCUGCCCUUCUGGGCAGCCUACCACAUCUGGGGCUGGACCUUUAGCAGGAUCCUCUGCAAGACCGUCACCUUUGUCUUCUACGCUGGCUUCUACAGCAGCGUUUUGUUCCUGACCAUCAUGACUAUCCACCGCUACCUGGCCGUGGUGCAUCCUCUGUCCGACCAUGGUUCCCAAAGGGGCUGCUAUGGGGUCACAGUCUCUCUCGUCAUCUGGGUUGUUAGUUUUGGGGCGGCCGUCCCUGCUUUGAUUUUCAGCUCUGUCCAAGAGAACCCCCAUGAAGGAGACAUCCAUUUUUACUGUGAAUACUGGGAUCCGCUGUGGAAGAGAGUGGGCAGCUACCAACAGAACAUCUUCUUCUUGGCUGCUUUUGCAGUGAUCGGGUUCUGCUACGUGAGGAUAUUGAGGACAAUCUUCAAGUCAAGGUCACACAUGAGGAAUCGAACCGUGAAGCUGAUCUUCAGUCUAGUGGCAGUAUUUUUCCUUGGCUGGGCGCCUUACAACGUGGUGAUAUUUCUGAGGUUGUUGCAUGACUACUCCGUAGCACCUUUCAAUACUUGUGAGGUCAGCACAUGGCUCGACUAUGGGUUCUAUGUGUGUCGACUGAUUGCUUUCUCCCACUGCUGUCUCAACCCUGUCUUCUACGCAUUUGUUGGGAUUAAGUUCAGAAAUCACUUGAAGGUGAUCUUGCUGAAGCUUUGCCAUCGCCAAAGCACCAUGGAUACACAACAGAUUAGAUUACCUAACAUAUACUCGAUGGGAUCAAUGUACUAGCGCAGGGGUCUUCAACCUUUUCUUGACCAGGGACCCACGCCAGGCAAACCGGCGACCCAUCAUAUGUUAGCAAAAAAAAAAAAUCACAUCUUGUCAAAUCGAAAUCAAAUCAAAUUUAUUGAUCACAUACACGUGUUUAGCAGAUGUUAUUGCAGGUGUAGCGAAAUGCUUGUGCUUCUAGCUCUGACAGUGCAGUAAUAUCUAACAAGUAAUAUCUAACAGUUUCACAACAUAUACCCAAAAUACACGUAAAUAUAAGUAAGGAAUGGAUUAAGAAUAUAAAUAUAUGUCAGAGCGGCAUUGGGCUAAGAUACAGUGGCAUAGUUUAGAAUACACUAUAUACAUAUGAGAUGGGUGAUGCAAUAUUUACACACAAUUAAAGUGACAAAGUGACUUAUACAUAUGAGUAAUGAAAGAUACGGAGACAUUAUUAAAGUGGAUAGUGUUUCAUUUCCUUAAAGUGGCCAGUGAUUCCUAAUCUAUGUCUAUAGUCAGCAGCCUCUGAUGUGCUGAAGAUGGCUGUUUAACAGUCAGUGGUGUAGUAUAUAUACAGUAUAUACAUAUGAAAUGUGUGAUGCAAUAUGUAAAGACAAUUUAAAAGUCACCCAGAUACUGUAGAAUAGUGUGAAGUGCAGUUCAUACAUAUGAGAUGAGUAAUGCUAGAUACGGAAACAUUAUUAAAGUAGCUAAUGGGCCUCCCGGGUGGCGCAGUGGUCUAGGGCACUGCAUCGCAGUGCUAACUGCGCCACCAGAGUCUCUGGGUUCGCCCCCAGGCUCUGUCGCAGCCGGCCGCGACCGGGAGGUCCGUGGGGCGACGCACAAUUGGGCUAGCGUCGUCCGGGUUAGGGAGGGUUUGGCCGGUAGGGAAUUCCUUGUCUCAUCGCGCUCCAGCAACUCCUGUGGCGGGCUGGGCGCAGUGCGCGCUAACCAAGGGGGCCAGGUGCACGGUGUUUCCUCCGACACAUUGGUGCGGCUGGCUUCCGGGUUGGAGGCACGCUGUGUUAAAGAAGCAGUGCGGCUUGGUUGGGUUGUGCCUCGGAGGACGCAUGGCUUUCGACCUUCGUCUCUCCCGAGCCCGUACGGGAGUUGUAGCGAUGAGACAAGAUAGUAAUUACUAGCGAUUGGAUACCACGAAAAUUGGGGAGAAAAGGGGAUAAAAUAAAAAAAAUAAAAAAAGUAGCUAAUGAUCCAUUUCUAAACGUGGCCAGUGAUUCCUAAUCUGUGUCUAUAGGCAGCCGCCUCUGAUGUGCUAGUGAUGGCUGUUUAGCAGUCUGAUGGCCUUGAGAUAGAAGCUGUUUUUCAUUCUCUCGGUCCCAGCUUUGAUACACCUAUACUGAUCUCGCCUUCUUGAUGAUAGCGAGAUGAACAGGCAGUGGCCCGGGUUGUUGAUGUCCUUGAUGAUCUUUUUGGCCUUGUUAGGGCAUCGUGUGCUUUAGCUGUCUAGGAGGGCGGGAAGUUUGCCCCCUGUAAUGAGUUGGGAAGACCGCACCACCCUCUGGAGAGCUUUGCGGUUGUGGGCGGUGCAGUUGCCGUACCAGGCAGUGAUACAGCCCGACAGGAUGCUCUCAAUUGUGCAUCUGUAAAAGUUUGUAAGGGUUUUAGGUGUUAAGUCAAAUUUCUUUAUCCUCCUGAGGUUGAAGAGGCGCUCUUGCGCCUUCUUCACCACACUGUCUGUGUGGGUGGCUGCCCACUCAUAUCACCAGGUUUUGUAAGGGCACAGCUUUGGGUU